Messenger RNA from Saccostrea echinata, 4407 nucleotides. RefSeq names its product C-C chemokine receptor type 6-like. Gene Ontology annotation, cellular component: membrane. NCBI's taxonomy places the organism in Eukaryota, Metazoa, Mollusca, Bivalvia, Ostreida, Ostreidae. The record is from RefSeq and is a predicted model, not a curated record. Bases 152 to 1603 code for a protein of 483 amino acids. Gene Ontology annotation, molecular function: G protein-coupled receptor activity. The transcript has 2 exons. Gene Ontology annotation, biological process: G protein-coupled receptor signaling pathway.
UCCAUGUAGGUCACUAUUCCAGCUCAGUGUAGUGAUGAAAAGCUCAUUGGAAGUGUAAACAUGUUUUUAAACAUUUUGGGAUUAUCAUAGGAUAUUUGGGGAAAUUCUGUAGUUCUAUGAAAAAUUUGACAGUAAAGUAAGAAAAAAAGACAUGGACGACGAGGAUAAGCCGUCUAAAAUCACCGUCAUCGUCCGAUGUGUCGUCAUAGUAACCGCAGCAGUAGUAUGUAUCCUGGGCAACGGCAUGGUGUUAGGAACCCUAGUUUUUGUGAAAUACCCUAAAAUUCCGUUGUUUGUGGUCAUCGGCUGCUUAGCUCUUGCAGAUAUUUUGCGCAUGGUGUCGGAGGUACCAUUUUACGUCAUUCAGUGGACAGACAAUGGUGAUUUAGUCACCACAGAAUAUUGUAAAGUUAGUGUAUAUGUGAGCGAAGUCAGUAUAUUUGUGGCUGCCUUCGGUAUAGCCUUACUGAGUAUAACGCGCCUUCUGCUUCUGACUGACAGGGGGCACUCGAGGAAGUUCGUCAAUCGCACAUACGUAGUAUGCAUAGCACUUUGGAUUCUUACAUUUCUUGCAAAUAUUCCAAACAUUUUCUCAUCGAAAAAAGACGAACUGACUCAAAAUUGCGUAGAAGCAAAUUCGGACAUCGGGGUGAGUGAAGAGGUGAAACUAUGGCUCUAUGUUACCUUCUCGUUCUUUUUCCAGCUGUUGUUGAUAUUUUUAAUGUAUCUCCUUACAUACUUCUGGUCCAAAAAGUACUUCACCGAGAGUUACUCGAGGAAGGAACGCCGCUUGUCCAUGAUGGUCAAUAUCCUGAUCGUAACUUUUGCGUUGUUUAAGUUUCCCUUGAUCGUUGUGAAGCUGUAUGAGUUUUAUAAGAGCAGGAAGGUGAAGGAUUUGAUUGACAGAUUCAACAACGGUGAAGUGACUUACGAAGAAUUCGAAAAGCAUCACGACAUUCAAAGUUUUGUCAAAAUGGACGAAGUAACGAGAAUUACAGAAUGUGUGUCGCUUAUAGACUUGGCCAUUCGGCCGUUCAUCUAUUACAAACUCUCCUACUAUUUCAGUAACAGCUUUGAUAAGGUUAUCAAUUGUAACAAGUAUAACCAUAAUAAUAAUAUUAGGAUAGUAGCGCGCAGGCGUCGUAAUGACACUGAGAAUACAACGUGUACAACGGUUACUAUAGAUACUGCGCGAACACCGCUCAAUGACGACGUUAGCGAGGGCGGGAGUUCGGACAACGCUAGCAUUAAUAGAAGUCAAUUCGAAGGCAGCAUUACGGAGUAUCGCUUCGAUGGCAGCGUGUUAAACGACGAUCUUUAUGAUGGUAGGAGUUUCUGUGAUGAAAGACUAUACGACUUAGACACAGAAAAAAGGAAAUUCGGUGGUAGCUUUUGUGAAAAUGACGUCAGAGUACAAGAAACAGAUUUCUUGUGCGACGAUUUUGAAGAUGUUAGACAAGUCCAAAGUGCGCUAGUUUUAUGUAUGAAUAGACAAGGUGGGCCACAGAAUAGCCAGACUGUUUGUAGUUCCACCCAGAUUCCUAAUGACUUUCAAACAGAUUCGGGAUCCGCAACAACGGAGAAAGUUGUUUUCGAGUUUUGAAAAACAUCGAUGAAAUAGUAUUCAUUGCUAGAGAUAAUUGCAUACUGCAUUUAAUUUUAUAUGGAAGCAAGAUAUUUAUGCCAAAAAUCUUUCGUUUUCAGCUAGUUUUUUAUGGGCAUGUAGUUGUCAGCGGACGUAGUUUGUGUGGUAUGUAGGAAGUAGUAAAAAAGUUAGAUUGAUUUGGACUAUAGAUAGAGGUAGACAUGAUAAGACAAAAUAAUAGUGAAAACAAAUACCUGUCGGUUGAUUCAUUGUUCAGUUAUAAUUUAUAAUUCAUUAUUACUGCCUAUACCUCUGGUAUACCUUUGUAUAUUGUAAAUGUUUUAUUAAAGUUUUAGAAUUCACAGAAUUUAAAAUUUGAUGUAGUAUAGUUGGAUUUUACUUCCGUAAAUUCUAAAUCUUUAAUGUAAGACAAGGUUUUAAUGUGAGAUAUGGUUUUAUCAUUCAUCGAACUCAAUUGAUAUCUACAUGCAGUUUACCAUAUAAAUCAUAGUCUUAUCAAAAGGCACCCAGGGCACUUUUGGCUUAUAAAUUUUGAAGAGGGUGCUUGUGAGAUCAGCCCUACAGUAACUCAAACUUGCCUAAAACUUCAACUUGAUUUUUUAAAGAAAGAGUUGAAUUGGGGAUUUUAAUACUUUUGUCCCCAUCAUUAGAAAGGUACAAAACAUUCCUUAUAAUUGAAAAAAAAGAUGUGUAUCUUUGUAUCUUUUUAAGUCAAGGGAUGGUAGUCUCUUGUUUUGAGAUUUUAAAAAAAAUGUGAAGGCGCAUUUAUGAUAACACAUUAUGAUGUUUUUUUCCCUGAGGAUUUAAAUUGUAUAUAAAGAAAAAUGAACUUAAUUGAAUGAAGAGGACUCAGGUUGUUUUGAUUGAUCAAACCAUUUAAGAAAUCUAAGAAAUUCAACUCUUGUAAAAAAGAAGGAAUUUAUGGAUUUUCAAUGUUUUUAACUUAUUUUUUUACAGACAUGAAAUAUGCUGCUUUUGACAAGAUUGAAACUAUUUAUUUGCUUUGUUGAGUGUCUACGGGUAUUCAUUUAAAUUAACACAUAGUCAUCUGCCUAAUUUAAGUGUUUAAGGACAGUAGAUUGCUUUGUAUAUUUUUUGUUGUACAGGAUGGUUUAUCAAUGAAAAUGCAUUUAUCGGGUAACAAUUAUAUUGACAAUGUUAUUGAUUUAUUACUAUGAGUACAUAUUAAUUAUCUCCCAUAUUGUUUGUGGUGAGAGAGAGAGAGAGACAGAGAGAGAGAGAGAUUUGACUGACUUUGAAACUGUUUAAAUGCAACAUGUUAAAAGUUGUAUUCAUUACACAUGUAAAAUACAUGAAAAUAGUUUUCAGUUUUUGUGUAGAGGGCACUUGAGACAAAAGUGAAAAUUACUAGUAUAUACAUGUAUGUGAAAAAAUGCCAGUUUGCUUUAAAUUCAGAAAAUUACAUUUAUGGGCAUUUAAGUAAGGCCAUGUCAUGAUGGGCAUCAAAUUACCAUGGUUAUCAUGUUGUAAAUCUUGCAUUUACCUUUACCUAGUAAAUUCAAAAUUUACAACAUGAUAAAAUGAUCAUUUGCUUGAAUUUAUUAAAUGAUAAUCACUCUUCCCUUAGGAAAUCUGGAUUUUACCAGGUAUUUAGGUGAAGGCUUUUUCUCCCCUAAAGGUUUUGAAAAUGUCAAAAGUUUUCAGUUAAUAAAUUUGCAGUUGUUUUACUAAAAUUCAUAUCUAGUUGAGUUUUUUUUAAAAAGCAAUGCAAAGUAAAUCUUAUUUAGGAAUAUAUUCUUAUUUUGAAUAAAUUUCCCUGGAAAGUGAAAAAAAAAUCUGCCCUUUUUUCAAUAGGAAAUUAUACCUAUUUUGGUUGGAUACCAAAAAAUUCCUAGCAAAUCAGUGGUACCAAAGUGUUACUUGCUUAUCACGUGACAUUCACUUGUUUCUAUUUUGUAAAGUAUUUUUUCCCCAUUCCAUUAUGGGUACCAUUACAUUUUGAUUAAGACUGAAAUAUGGACAGGAUCACUCGCACAAUCGCCUGUAUUUUCUUUAAACUGCAUUUUACUCAGAUUUAUAAAGUUCAUCCAUGUUUAAACUAUUUGAAGCAUUUUCUAAAAGUUUUGAUAUCUGAAUUUUUAUAUAGCUCUUUGUGUCAUUUUUUUAAGGGAAAGAAACGAGGAAUGGGGUGUAAAAAAGUGCAUUUUUCCAAUUAAAAUAAAAAUGAAUUUCUAAAUGCUUUUGGAUUGUAAAUGCAUUAAUGCAUGUUUCAUUGUUAAAGUUUCACAUUACUCGAGACAUUAAUAAAUAACUUUGUAAAAUAACUACAUGGCAAUUAAACAUAAGAUUUUCAUACUUUUCUUAACACUUCGAUUUUUAAAGUCGGUUAUAGAAUAUUUGAACUCUGUAAAUAUGUUUAUGUCAUUAAUACUCUUCCCAAUCCUAAAUUUCCGGCCUAGGGGAUAAUCCCUGAACAAAAGCCAAAGUUGUUUUGAAGGUUGAUUUGUUAUGUACACACGCAUGCGUACUGAAGCUUUUUUUUUCUUUUCGUAUUCCAAAUUUCUGUGUUGAUGUUGAAUGAGGAAUUUGAAGACCACUGAUUAUUUUAUAAUGCUAUUUUUUAAAAAGAUAUUCUAGUGCUGAAUGUGCAUCAUAAAUAUAUGCUUUACCCGUGAAAAUUGGUGCCCCUUUUAAACUUCAGGUUCUUUUUCUGUGAAUAUUGUACAUAAUUAUGUAAUUAAGAAAUGUACUUUUUGUCCUAAUUGUGGCAAUGUUUCGUUAAUUUGUAUCGUAUUUGCUCAUCAUGCUCAUUGUUAUGAAUAAAUUAUUUGUUACCUUCA